AUGACAACCAUCACGGCUAACAGAUACGAUAAUCACCAUCACCACAAGCCCUCUCGCUCCCCCACCGUUGAGUUUCUCCCAGACGGUAGCCACCGUCACCUGUUGAGUUCCAGAGAAGAUUCCAAACGCCUUCUUCCAGGUCUGCACAAUAUAUUGUCACACUGGCUAGCGGAGAGCAAGGAUGAUGAAGCACACGAGAGACAGCGAGAGCCGCUCGUGACGAGUCCCCCCAAGGAUCUAGACCCCCUGGCCAGCUUCACGGACAAGUACGGCUCCUGCACGGAUGUCCUCCACUACGGCUCCACGAGUUCGGUCAGACUACAUGCCAAAAAGGUCUCGGGCCGGGGAGCGCAUUCGGCCAAGACGCCCAAGCAGAUGUACGCCGUCAAAGUCUUCCGCCACUCCGCACCGUCGAACCUGACCGACUCGCAUCUGCUAGAGCAACGGAUCCUUUCCCACCUGCAGGGCCAACCCAACAUCAUCACCCUGAUCGACUGCCUGCACGAUGAACGGAACGAUCUCUGCUUUGUGAUGGAAUUUUGUGCUGGGGGCGAUCUGCAGAACCUGAUCGUCCAGGCGGGCAGACUGGACCCCAUCGAGUCGGACUGCUUCUUCAAACAGAUGAUGCGUGGCGUGGAGUUCAUGCACGAGCAAGGCAUCGCCCACCGCGACCUCAAGACGGAGAACAUCCUGGUCACCUCGUCCGGCGAGGUGAAAGUGGCCGAUUUCGGUAACGCAGAAUGGGUCGACCAGCAGAGCGGGUGCACCCCGCGUCGCAGCCGUAAGAAGAAGGCCACCCGACGGCGCAUGUCCGGGACGAUCCCGUACACCGCGCCCGAGGAGCUAGACGGUGGCGACGACUCUUUUCUACUACCGCAGGAAGACGAAUCCUAUGACGCUCGAGCCGGGGACGUGUGGGCGGCCGGUCUGGUGUACGUGGCGAUGCGGACCGGCCAUCUACUGUGGCGAGUGGCUUGCGAGGACGAAGACGGCGGGUACGGAGAGUAUCUGCGGGGGAGAAGAGAGGAGGGAUUUUCUCCCAUCGAUGGACUGGGGGGGACUCGCUGUCGCAACGUGAUCUACGCCAUGCUCUGUCCCAACGCCCAUCGCCGCAUCACCGCGUCGGAAGUGCUCCGGUCGGAAUGGAUCUACGACGUGGUAGUGUGUGUGGAUCAUCUGAAAUGA
Penicilliopsis zonata CBS 506.65 is the source of this 1185-nucleotide messenger RNA. RefSeq lists its product as hypothetical. Gene Ontology annotation, cellular component: nucleus. Gene Ontology annotation, biological process: mitotic DNA damage checkpoint signaling; protein phosphorylation. NCBI's taxonomy places the organism in Eukaryota, Fungi, Ascomycota, Eurotiomycetes, Eurotiales, Aspergillaceae. Gene Ontology annotation, molecular function: ATP binding; protein serine/threonine kinase activity. The record is from RefSeq and is a predicted model, not a curated record. Bases 1 to 1185 code for a protein of 394 amino acids. The transcript is spliced from 2 exons.